Molecule: messenger RNA, 1301 nt
Organism: Uloborus diversus
Lineage: Eukaryota; Metazoa; Arthropoda; Arachnida; Araneae; Uloboridae
Gene: eIF2beta
Product: eukaryotic translation initiation factor 2 subunit 2-like
Exons: 9
Coding region: 236-1246 (336 amino acids)
Biological process (GO): translational initiation; formation of cytoplasmic translation initiation complex; formation of translation preinitiation complex
Cellular component (GO): eukaryotic translation initiation factor 2 complex
Molecular function (GO): translation initiation factor binding; mRNA binding; translation initiation factor activity
Source: RefSeq, a predicted model, not a curated record
CGCUCCGGUAUUAAUUCCAUUCCAUUCCGAAGACACGAUAUGCAUUGAAUUGAGUGUUUUUUAUUACUUGGGGAAGUGUUUUUUAAACAAAUAUAUCUUUGAUAUUGAUUUGAAAUUUGAAGCUUUUCACUUGGUUUUAUUUUAUUGCUCCAGUGUCGGUUUUUGACCGUGAUAAUUUGAAAAUUGAAUUUUUAUUUUCUGAUGCAAUCGGGAGCUUAAAAAAACUUUGUUGAUAAUGGAAAGUUCAGAAGCAGAAAAGAUUUUUGACCCCAUGCUAAAGAAGAAGAAGAAAAAGAAAACUCCUUUUGAUCCAAGUGCUUUGGAGGACAAUACUGUCACAGAUAGUGGGAAUACAACAAUAACACAAGAGGAAAGUUCAGAAAAUUUUGUUGCUAAAGAUGAAAAUGAAGACCCUGUCUUAGACCUUGAUGAUUUUUCUGGUUUGAAGAAAAAAAAGAAAAAGAAGAAACCUUUUAAUUUAGAAGAACUAGAUUCUAGUUUUCAAGAAUCAGAAGCAAAAGAAGAUUCAAAUGUGGUUAUGAUGGAAGAGAAGGAUAUGGAUGAUGCUGCCUUAGAUGAUGAGCUCGAUUUCAGUCUCCCAAAAAAGAAGAAAAAGAAAAAGAAGAUCAACAUUGAUGAGCUAGAGUCGGAAAUUGUCGGAUUAGAUGAGGAAGAAGAUGAUGAAAUGAAAUUUGAGGAUGAGUUAGAACCUAAAAUUUCUACUGCCAUAUCAUCAAGUUCCUGGACUGGAACAGACAGAGACUACACAUAUGAUGAGCUUCUGGUUCGGGUGUUCAACAUCAUGAGGGAGAAGAAUCCGGACAUGGUGGCCGGGGAGAAGAGGCGAUUCAUCAUGAGACCGCCCCAAGUACUACGUGUAGGCACCAAAAAGACCUCCUUUGCGAAUUUCCUGGAGAUUUGCAAGAUGGUCCAUAGGCAGCCUAGGCAUUUACAAGCUUUUCUUUUAGCUGAAUUAGGAACAAGUGGCUCCGUAGAUGCAAAUAAUCAGUUAAUCAUUAAAGGUAGAUUUCAACAGAAACAAAUAGAAAAUGUCCUUAGGAGAUAUAUUAAAGAGUACGUGACGUGUCACACGUGUCGCUCCCCAGACACCAUCCUGCAGAAAGACACCCGCCUCUUCUUCCUGCAGUGCGAGACCUGCGGGUCCAGGUGUUCCGUGGCCAGCAUCAAAUCCGGCUUCCAGGCAGUCACCGGAAAGAGGGCGGCCAUUCGAGCCAAGACCGCCUAGUGAUUUUGAUAAGCUUUGUACAUUUAUUUUGGAAAAUAAAUUGUGCAAUAACAAA